CGUCCGGUUUCCCCGCAUUGCCGGCCGGGAUGUGUAGGCUUCCCCCGCUCUGAGCCGCGAUCAGCCGGGGCGGGGCUUUGCGGUUCCGGGUUCCCCGCGGUCCCUCCCGGCCGUGCGUGCCGGCCCGCGCCGCUGGGAGCCAUGGCCGGUGCCGAGCGCAAGAAGCACGUCCGCUUCGCCGGCCCGGGGCAGGUGGCGGCGGGUCCCGCACCGGGUCCCGCUCCGGCCUCGCGUCCCCCCGGCGCUCCGCAGGCGGAGGUGGCCGUGCUCGGAGGGCGGCGGUGCGGGGACGGAGCGGCGCUGCGAUGGUGCGUGUCCGCGGCGCUGUGCGCGGCCUUCCUGGGGCUGGGCACGAGCAUCGCCGUGCUGGGACCGACCUUCCAGAACCUGGCCGACAACGUGCACAAGAACGUCACCGACAUCUACUACAUCUUCGUGGGCCGCUCGCUGGGCUACCUGGGCGGCUCCGUGCUCGGGGGGAUCCUCUUCGACCACGUCAACGCGCACCUCCUGCUCGCAUUUUCCAUGCUUGGAACCACAGCCGGUCUUUAUGCCAUCCCGUGGUGUAAAAGGUCCCUGCUGCUGACUGCCUUGAUGUCGCUCAUCGGAGCUGCCAUGGGAGUUCUUGACACGGGUGGCAAUGUUCUUGCACUGAACACAUGGGGAACAGAGGCUGGACCUCAUUUGCAGGCCUUGCACUUCAGUUUUGCCAUGGGUGCAUUUGUGGCUCCGAUUCUGGCUAAAAUGGCAUUGGGAAGCUCUGAACUCAGAGACCUUCAGGCAGGUGAAAAUGCAAGUCAGUCUGUCCUGAGCCCUGUGCCAACAGCAUCAGCUACACUGGCACUGAAACACCACCUCGGUGCCGAUUUCUUGUGGUCCUAUGUUGUCAUAGGGACCUACCUGCUGUUUGUUUCUUUCUUCUUUUUUAUUUUGUAUUCAAAGAGCAGCUCGGUUCGAGACAAAUCAAAGGCUUCUGUGCAGAAGUGCAAGGUUGCCAAAUACCACCAUGCCCUUAUUAUUCUCCUUUUCCUGUUCUUCCUCUGCUACGUGGGAGCGGAGGUUACUUACGGCUCUUACAUAUUUACUUACGCGAAGGUCUUUGCUGAGAUGAAAGAAAACGAAGCAGCUGCUUUGAAUUCUGUCUUCUGGGGCGCGUUUGCUGUUUGUAGAGCGGUGUCGGUGUUUUGUGCCGCUUGCUUAUACCCCGGCACUAUGAUCGUGCUCAGCCUCAUUGGCUCUGCCGUCUCCUCUUCGUCCUUGGCUUUCUUUGCACACUACCCGAUUUCGCUGUGGGUUGGAACUGCGGUGUACGGAGCCUCCAUGGCCACCAUCUUCCCCAGCGGCAUCUCCUGGAUCGAGCAGUACACGGUCAUCCAGGGGAAGUCAGCGUCUCUCUUUGUGGUCGGGGCUGCUCUGGGGGAGAUGUGCAUUCCUGCGGUGGUCGGGUACCUGCAGGGCAGGUUUCACCACGUUCCUGUGGUCAUGUACACUGCGCUGGGAACUUCGGCAAUGACGGCUCUGCUGUUUCCCAUCAUGUACAAACUGGCCACGGCUUCUGGUGAGAGCUUGAGAGAGAUGAGUGAAAGCGAGGACAGGAAGGCCUUGUUGUCCAGCUCAGGGCUUAACGAAGAUGAAGAGGAUGAGGAGGAUGCAGGAGAGUGGAACGAAGCAGACUUUGAGGUAAUAGAAAUGAACGAUGCCCUGAGAAACUCUGUGGUAGAGACCUCGCUUAAGGCAGCAGGGGACUCCCCGUCGGAAGCCUCCCUCCAGCCACAUCCAGGUGAUGCUGUGGGUGAUUUUCCAGUGGCAGCUGGCAGCUCCCCUGGGAGAAAAAACAUGAAUGUUGACCGGGAGAAGAAUGAUUAGAGUAAAAGCUGCCUCUGGGUUGUAACUAAAACGCAGUGGAAUUGUAACUGUUCUUGUCAAGUGGUUCAAGGAUCUUCUCAGAGUAAGAAGGAGGUUUCCACGUUUGCCUGUCCUUCCUCCUUCCUCACUCUCAGUCUGCAGCGACGUAUCCCGGACAAGGUCCGCAAUGAUGUGAAUGUGGUAACGUGAUACAAUGUGUAGACUGUGCUGAAAACGUUAAAACAUGAGAGAAUUUCUAAAUGUCAGGCAUGCAUUGAAGUCACUUAUGCUGUGCUGUGAGCUAGCUGGGGAGAAGCUGCUCAGACCACUUGGUUUCUUGGAGGGGGGUGAAAGGCGCAGUUCUGAGCUCCUUGGUCACAAAAGGUUUUCAUCAGAAAUGAGAGAAAUCUGAUGCCUUUGGUGCUGAACUUUCUUAGCCUGUGAAAUUAGAAUGUUUCUAUUGCAUUGGGGGUCGGUGUGCGACAAAGCAGGGAAUCAAGAAGUUGAAUUUCAGGUGAUGUAAAUGGGAUAUCGGGGUGUUCAGUCACAUCCGCUUCUGGUUCUGUCCCUAAGACAGGACAGAACGGCAGAUGAAUUUUAACCAAACCUUUGGGCCACUUACAGGUGUGUAUGGGAACGAGGACAAAAAGUAUCAUAUUAUCUGCUGUAUGGCUUAACUCGGAUUACUCAUUAACCAGUGGUGACCAAUCUAAAUACCUAAAGUACCUGUGAUUGUACUUGUGAUUUGAAUUACUGCGCUACCAUAGAAAUCAACAAAUGUAUGAAGAAGAUGCUCAGUGAUUAUGUUAGAUAAAGCUGUGUUAAUGACAUAGAGCCAUGAUGUUGUAAGCUGGUUUAAUAACUUCUCAGGCUUUCUGUGCCAAGGAUUUUUACACAGCAAUGUGUUACAGCGGCGAUUUGAGAAUGAGAUGGAAUUACUGAUGAGGUAGAUGAUCCCAUCCAGUUGCACAGUGUGCUGGCCUGCUCCCUGUUAGCUGGGUGCUGCCCUUUGGCUUUUCUUUCCUUGGGUAAUGACACACAGCAGGUGCCUCCUUGAGGAGAAGCUGUGGUUUGUGUCUUUAGAUUCCCUGCUGCGGAGGGGGAAGCCCUCAGGUCUGGUUGUGACACCGAGUCCUUCCCAGUAAGAACAAAGAUGCAGCAGCUGAUGGCAAAGCCUGCAGUGGUAGUUCUGCAAUGUGUCUACUUGAAAACCAAAAAUUAGGGGGUUGCUCUAUUUUUGAAGCUGUGUGGCCAUAAUGCGGGUUGGUUUCCUGUGUUUGGGUUUUGUUGUUUGCACUGUUCUUAAUAUAUAUAUAUAUAUGUAUAUUUUUUUUGCUAAGAGGUUUAAGUGCUGACAAGAGGAAGAACACUAAGUGUAGCAUAGCACAGAAAUGUGGGUGUUCAGUGUGUUUUCAGUUGUUUUUGUUCCUUUUUGUGUCCUCCAUGUGUUUAACCUGGAACCUAAGGGCUUUUUCCUUUCUCCUGAAUGGUUAAUUACAAGGAGGAACCCAUUUGUAGUGAAAAUGUGGGGUUUUUUGUUUUCUUUCAUCCUGCAAUGUUGAAGGGUGAACUUGUCCUCCUGCUGUGGGCAUUUAAAUGCCAUUGCCUGUUUGCCUGAUUCUUCUUUCCUUGUGUGUGUAUAUGCACAUUUCCAAUGCAAUGCAUGAACCUGCACUUUAACAUAUGGACUUGACUCCACCUGCUGCACGGGGGUUUUCAUCUUUGCUUUGAGUUCUUGUAAAUACUUCUAAACAUUAACCUAAAUCCUGUUCUGGCUACGUGUGUCAGCAUUUCAUCAACAGAUGUAAAUAAGUCAUCUGUAUGGCCUUAUGCAUCCAGUUAGUUGGCUUCAUGUCGUAAAAGAAAUGGCUUGGCAGAGAGAAUGACUUGGGUGAGUGCAGAUUAAGCCUGGAUUUCUUCUUUUUCCCUCUUCCCUUCUGCACUCUGCAAUAACUGCUUUAUAUUUGGGAAAUAGGGGGUGUUAUCUGACAGCACGGGUGAACCCUGUUGGUUUUAUGGGGGAGAGGAGAAGCGACACCUGCUUGUGCUUCUGCUCUGCUUUUAUGGGAUGUCCUUUGCCCUCAGGGGGUCACAGGUAUCCUCUGGUAGAAGGGUUCAGUGUAGGGCAAACAACAGCAGGAACCCAGGCAGGUGUGGGGCAGCUCCUGCUGCAAGAGCCAUCCACGUGUUUGGCCUGAACCAAUGGAGCGACUCCUGACUGUGUUUGCAAAAUGAACGAAUGCAAGGGACAAAGGAUGUCCAGGUAGGGUUAUGCACCAACACUGCAAACCUUUGGCUGCUUUCCAUCCGAAGUACAAGUACCUGUAAUUAGCAGUUUAAAGAAUAGAACAAUGGGGGCUUCUGCUGAUGGGAACCUUCAGUGCUUUUAGAAGAGUCUCCCCGUACCUGAGAUCACAUCGCCAGAAUAAAAUUAGUUUAAGAAACCCGCCUGAAAGCAGUCGGAGCUUAUAAGUAAUGUGCCAUCCGUACACUGAUUUCUGAAUGAAAUUCCAAACUGGAAUGUCCUGCAGGGAAGAUCGUUCUCAGGGACAGUUAAUAUGUUUCACACAAUCAUGUAGAGAGAAAACAGAAAAUGAGAAUUAAAGCCCCAUUGGGAAUUGUGCUUUAACCUCCUGGAACCAUCUAUCCCUGUGUGUAUUACAUAGACGCGUGUAGCUCUGUGUACAGAUUAUAGAUAGAUAGGUAAGUACACGCUUACUUGUGUUUCUGACUAAUGUCAUCACAACACAGGGAGAAAUGCUGUCCAAACUAAAACCCAUGGCUGGCUGAGUGGCAGCGGGUAGCGUUGCACUGGAACAAUACCCAGAAGCCUUUACCUGGAUGACUGCUGAACUGUGAGUUGUCUUUGCCAGCUCUCAGUGGCUUAAUUUUGGCCUCAGACUUGAACAGCACAUACAUACAUACAUACAUACAUACAUACAUACAUACAUACAUACAGAGCUUGUGCUCAUCUCCCCUGAAUGUGUGCAUCUAGAAUCAGUGGCUGCCCCUUAAUGGAAACAAAAUGUUGAAUGCAAUUUAAGAUGAAAGCAGAGCAUCUUCAAUGCUGAGCCCAGCUCAUGGCAGCUGUAGAUGUCCUUGAUGCUCAGGGCUGUUGCUUUCCUAAUUAAUUGGAUUCUUGGUGUUCCUCAAGAUUUGUUUCAGAAAAUGAGUAUUAGUUUUCAUAUAUUUAAAUUUCCAAAGUAAAUUACUUCUUGGCAAUUUACAGCGUCUUUUUAACUGAGAGGUAAAAGCAGUGUUUAAGCUCUGCAGAGGACCUCUGAAGUGUUAUUUAUUGGUAUCACUUCACCACUGCCUUGUUUAUGCCAGAAAAGUCGUCCUGGUGCUGUGGCGAGAUGGCUGAAUGUAACGUCAUUCAUACAUCAGCCUAUAAAAGCAGGAUUGCAUUGAGGAUGGUCAUGUGUCCAUUUCCUCCAGCAUUACAAAUAAAUCCGUACAGUUAAAUGUCACACAGUAUAUUUGUACGUAGCCCUGACUCAUUGCCAAAGGCUGGAUUGUACUUGGGGCACUAAGGAGUUACUGCUGGUGCUUGUACUGCUGUUGUGUAAACGACCCUUCGGUGCUGGAAUGCAGAGUGGGCAACACUUUGUGCCUUGGUGGGUUUUUUGGUUCCUUUCCUUAAAAGCUCGUAGCAACCUGGAUGUGUUCUAUUCUAUAUUCGUUGUUUUCAUUUUGCUUGCGGUGGGUUUACAUGGUACUGUACAAUGCGGAAUUUAUAACACUGACUUGUACCUUGAAUGUAAUAAAUUCUUCAUGGGAGGAGGCACUCAGGUUCCUUUAUGUAAAUAAAGUUCUGCUCUAUUUUUAAAAGCUA
This is a messenger RNA of Coturnix japonica (Japanese quail), 5680 nucleotides long. It is a transcript of the gene SLC60A2, whose product is annotated as solute carrier family 60 member 2. The record is from RefSeq and is a predicted model, not a curated record. Gene Ontology annotation, molecular function: D-glucose transmembrane transporter activity. Lineage: Eukaryota; Metazoa; Chordata; Aves; Galliformes; Phasianidae.